AUGUCGAAUUAUUACACUCGAGUCUUCGCAAUACCAACGCGUGUUCCAGACGAUGACGAUGAAUCUUUGCCCCAACCCAAUGUGAUCUUGUCAUGCCAUGUCCAAAGCUACUGUAGUCUGUCCAAAGUACAAGGAGGAACAGGAGGCCGAAUCUGUGAACGUAGCUUUUCAUACCGAGCAGAGCAUCCGAGCACGCCGUUUGCGUCCCGUGACCACUCGCCGUCAUUGCCGUGGUGGGCAAUCGUGUCCUCCAUGAUGGAGGGCAUGCUGCUGCCCUUCCCUUUGGACCGGAUACAGUGGCUCGACAUGAACGCGGGGAAGUACGCGAGCAGGACAUGCAUGACCCCCGACGAGUUAAUGUCUGAGAUCGCGAGGGUGUUGUCCCGCGAGGUGAACGACAAGGGGCGCAAGAGGACGAAGGUGAUGGUGAGUAUGAUGCACGUGGUCACCGUCUCGGAGAGCGAGAUCCACGAGAGUCGUGAACGGCACUGCGUGAUUUGCGCGGAAGAAAUUGUGAUGGGAGACCAGCUGGUUCGGAUGCAUUGCUCUCAUGAAUUUCAUCAUGGUUGCAUCGAAGCUAGGCUGAAGAUACACCAAACAUGCCCUUUGUGUCGCUGCGAGUUGCCCGCCAAGAUGUCUUGA
This is a messenger RNA of Eucalyptus grandis, 642 nucleotides long. Its product is annotated as E3 ubiquitin-protein ligase AIP2-like. Lineage: Eukaryota; Viridiplantae; Streptophyta; Magnoliopsida; Myrtales; Myrtaceae. Bases 1 to 642 code for a protein of 213 amino acids. The transcript has a single exon. The record is from RefSeq and is a predicted model, not a curated record.